This is a messenger RNA of Euleptes europaea (tarantolino), 14112 nucleotides long. It is a transcript of the gene KMT2D, whose product is annotated as lysine methyltransferase 2D. Gene Ontology annotation, biological process: positive regulation of transcription by RNA polymerase II. The transcript has 46 exons. Gene Ontology annotation, cellular component: MLL3/4 complex; nucleus. The record is from RefSeq and is a predicted model, not a curated record. Lineage: Eukaryota; Metazoa; Chordata; Lepidosauria; Squamata; Sphaerodactylidae. The coding region runs from base 7 to 14079 and encodes 4690 amino acids. Gene Ontology annotation, molecular function: histone H3K4 methyltransferase activity; transcription coactivator activity; histone binding.
UUAGAGAUGUCCAGUGUGGAUCCAGAGGCCCCUGCAGGGCAGGAGCAAAUGGAAGUGGAGACAACGGUAGAGCCUGAAAAUGCCCCCUCGCCAGCACCCCCUCCUCCGGUACCACCAGAUCCUGUCUCGCCUGCCCACCCCGAGGAGUCAACACUAGGUGCCAAAGAGCAUCCUGCCUUUGAGUUGCUGCCUGUAGAGCAGGAACCCACAGAGAGCCAUAUUGAAACAGAACCCUCUAUCCAGCCAGCUGAGGCAGCGUCUCCCACAAGCCCUCAGCCUUCCUCUUUCAAAGCUGGUUCCCCUGAAGCUGCUGAAGGAGAGGCUAGUGAGGAGCCCAUGGAUACAGGUGCUGAGGGGUUGGCUCCAGGCAGCCUGGGCGACAGCGGAGUCCAGGCCAGCCAAGAAGAGGAGGAAGAGGAGGCAGUGGCACCGAAGAUGGAGCUGGAGGGAAGAUUCUCCCCACAGCUGAGUGAGGAGGAGGCGCCAGAAGGAGGACAUGCCACGGUGGGGCCAGAGCCCAAUGAGACUCCCCUCAGCUUUGCCAGUGAAUCCAAGCGCUCUCCCUCGCCAGUGGAGGCAGAGUUGCUGGGCAGCACGUCCACCCCAUUAGAGGCCUACAGCGCCGCCAACCCACUUGAGGGAGGGGCAGGGGGAGAUGAGGAGGUGGGACUGGCACCGGCACCCUUGAGGCCCCACCCCUUGCUUAAGUCAGAUAUCGUUAACGAGAUCUCAAACCUGAGCCAGGGCGACGCCAGCGCCAGCAGCUUCCCAGGCUCAGAGCUUCCAUUUGCUUCCCCGUAUCACGAAGGCGGGGGCUCGUUUUCCAUGGAAAUGGCUGGCUUGACCUCCACGGACGUCAGCCUGCAGAAGGACGAUGGAGCCUCCUUGGCCCUGGUAGAGAUGGACGACUCCUUACUCUUUGAUGUAAAAAGCGAGGGUGGAAAGGGACGGCGGCGCAGCUCCCCAGCCCGCUCCCGUGUCAAACAGGGUCGCAGCAGCAGUUUUCCCGGGAGGAGAAGGCCUCGGGGAGGGUCUCAUGGCGGUCGGGGGCGGGGCCGCUCGCGGUUGAAAUCCACCACUUCUUCAAUUGAGACGUUGGCGCUUGCUGACAUCGACAGCUCCCCGAGUAAAGAGGACGACGACGAUGACGACGACACCAUGCAAAACACAGUGGUGCUCUUCUCCAACACCGACAAGUUUGUGCUGAUGCAGGACAUGUGUGUCGUCUGUGGUAGCUUUGGCCGUGGUGCUGAGGGACAUCUUCUCGCAUGUUCUCAAUGCUCUCAGUGUUACCAUCCGUACUGUGUCAAUAGCAAGAUUACCAAGGUGAUGCUGAUCAAGGGCUGGCGUUGCGUCGAGUGCAUCGUGUGCGAAGUGUGCGGCAAAGCCUCCGACCCGUCCCGUUUGUUGCUGUGCGAUGAUUGUGACAUCAGCUACCACACGUAUUGCCUGGACCCGCCCCUCAACACCGUGCCCAAGGGUGGCUGGAAGUGCAAAUGGUGCGUGUGCUGUGUGCAGUGUGGGUCAGUAUCGCCUGGUUUCCACUGUGAAUGGCAGAACAAUUAUACCCACUGCGCGCCCUGCGCCAGUCUUGUCACCUGCCCCAUUUGCCAUGUGAAGUAUGUGGAGGAUGACUUAUUAAUCCAGUGCCAGCACUGUGAGCGGUGGAUGCAUGCAGUGUGCGACAAUCUUUUCACUGAGGAAGAAGUAGAGCAGGCAGCAGAUGAGGGGUUUGACUGUACCUCGUGUCAGCCCUAUAUAAUCAAGCCUGUAGUUCCAGUUCCCCCUCCAGAAAUUGUCCCAGUGAAGAUCAAGGAGCCAGAGCCCCAGUAUUUUCGCUUUGAAGGUGUCUGGCUGACGGAGACUGGUAUGGCGGUGUUACGUAACCUGUCUUUGUCACCACUGCACAAGCGCCGGCCGCGUAAGGCAACGCCAACGACACCACGGCCCUGUACCCUCAGUGGUGAAGGCGGACUGGAAGGAGCUGACCCUCUGGGCCCAGAUGAGAAAAAGGACGGUGAUGUCGAGGCAGAGGAGAUCCUGAAAGCCGAAGUGAGCGUUGAGCAUAUGGAAUGUGAGAUCAAACUGGAAGCUCCGGCUACUCCAGACAGGGAAGCUGCUGCAGAUGCCGACUUGGGCAAGAGUCUGCUGGAGGACUCGGAGGAAGUCAAGAAGCGGAAGCGGAAGCCGUACCGCCCGGGAAUUGGAGGGUUUAUGGUGCGGCAGCGGAAGUCACACACACGCUUGAAAAAGGGCUGCCCAGCCUUGGUGGAAGUCUCUCGUGAGGUGACUGGUACAGAGGGGCACCCGGAAGAGGGGGCUCAACUUUCUGAGAUCCCUGCAGAGGGCGCCCCUGAGCAGGGAGUGGCUGAGGCUGAUGAGAAGAAGAAGCGGCGUGGCAGAAAAAAGAGCAAGCUGGAGGACAUGUUCCCUGCCUACCUUCAGGAAGCCUUCUUUGGAAAAGCACUUCUGGACCUGAGUAGGAAGGCCCUGUUAGCAGCCGGUGGCAUGGGCGGAGAUGGGACGGCUCACCCUCCUGUUGGCCAGGGAGCUCCCAGGCCCAAGGUGGAUUCCAGCACGCUCCCGAAAGAGCCAGUGGAUGGGAAGGAGGCUUUGGUUCAGCCAAAAGGAAAUGAAUGUGUUGAUGGCAGGGAGACAGCUGCCCCUCAAAACAUCUUGAAAGCUGCCGAGGCCAAGCCUGAAAAUACUGGCACGGAAGAACAGAUGGUGCCCAAGAACACUCCAGAUCCUACAGGUGCCGAGAACCCAGCCACACCCCCGGGGGAGGGGGUGCUCAGCUCCGACCUUGACAAAAUCCCCACUGAAGAGCUACCCAAAAUGGAAAGCAAGGAUGUCCAGCAGCUCUUUAAAGAUGUCCUGGGGUCAGCUGAACGAGAGCAGCAGCUCAACUGUGUCGGGGCUGAACCAGAGACUGGAGGUGUUCGAGACCCAACCCGCACACAGCUUGCCCAAAGGCCUUUCCUGCAAGGCGGUGGGGUCUCCCUUGGACCACUGCAGCCUGCUGUACCUAUGGAGACCUGCUCUGGAGUUUGCCAGUCCCCGUUUCUUGAUAGCAGGGAAAGGAGUGGCUUCUUCAGCCCUGAGCAGUGUGAGCCAGAGAGCCCUUGGGCCAGCAGUUCUGCAGCUUCCACGCCCACCACACCCACAACAGAGGGGGAAAGUGACGGACUCUCCUAUAACCAGCGGAGCCUGCAGCGCUGGGAGAAGGACGAGGAACUGGGGGAGAUGUCCACCAUCUCACCUGUGCUCUAUGCCAACAUGAACUUCCCCAGCCUCAAACAGGAUUACCCAGACUGGUCUAGUCGUUGCAAGCAGAUCAUGAAGCUCUGGAGAAAGGUGCCAGCCCCAGACAAAGCCCCUUAUUUGCAAAAGGCCAAAGAUAACCGGGCGGCUCACCGCAUCAACAAGGUGCAGAAGCAAGCUGAGAGCCAGAUCAGCAAGCAGCAGACCAAAGUAGAGGUCUCGCGGAGACCAGACCGCCCUGCCCUGCAUCUGCGCAUCCCACCUCAGCAGGGGCCACUGCCAGGGGCCACCCAGCCACCGCCGCCACCUCCACCUCCUGCUGCCACCUCAGCAGCCGGGCAGCCCAUCUAUGUCAACAAUGCUGCAGCUCUGCCAAGCGGGUCAGGCGUUGAGUCGCCCAGUGAGCUCUUCCUCAAUCUUCCCUCUUCUGCCACCAGUGCCCAGCCCCCAGCGCAAGUGCCUUUGCACGAGCCCUACGGCAUGGCCUCUGCCUGCCCUCCACCAGACCCGCGUUUUCCUUCUCCUUCAGCAGUGCCUGCCGGCUUUACCUCCUCUUCCUCCUCCUCCGGACAGUCCCCACACCUGCCCAACCCUCGUCCAGGCCCACCGUCUGGGGAGUUCCAGCCCACUCCACCUGGGACCCCUAGGCAUCAGCCCUCCACCCCAGACCCCUUCCUCAAACCCCGCUGCCCGAGUGGGUCUUUGGAAAACUUGUCUGUGCCUGGAAGCCCUCAGCAACCUUCACUGAUGCUUUCGCCUCCACCCUUUGGGGAACUGAAGAAAGGGCUGGAUAUCAAGAAAGAAGAUGCCGGGCCAGGACUCUGCUCUCCAAACUACGGCUACGGCGACUCCCCAGCUCAUCACCCCUCUGAAAUGAAAGCCCCGGAUGUGUUUAAAGCCCCGCUCACCCCACGGCAAUCUCAGGUGGAGCCGCAGAGCCCAGGCCUGGGGCAUCGGCCCCCGGAUUCUCAUCCUCUGGCUUCUUCUCCCCCCAGCCAGGCUGAUCUCUACCGGCAAUCUCCGUUCCCGGAUCCUUAUGCUCAGCCUCCGUUGACCCCUAGGCCUCAGCCCCCACCCCCAGAAAGCUGCUGUGCCCUCCCUCCUCGCUCACUGCCUUCUGACCCCUUCUCGCGCAUACCAGCCAGCCCACAGUCCCAGUCGAGCUCCCAGUCGCCUCUCACUCCUCGGCCCCUUUCCAAUGAAGCCUUCUGCCAGUCUCCAGUCACCCCUCGUUUUCAGUCCCCCGACCCCUACUCCCGGCCUCCUUCGCGGCCACAGUCCCGGGACCCUUUUGCCCCUCUGCACAAGCCUCCCCGCCCCCAGAUGCCAGAUGCCGGAUUCAAACCCUUGCCAGUCUCCCACAACAGCCCAGCAGUUGGGGGCUAUCCAGCAGUGCCUCCUUCGGGUGAGCCCCACCCCAAGACCAGCCAGCAGCCCCAGUUUGCUCGCUCCCCUGGUGCUAACGUCUUUCCGAAUGCUCAACCCCAAAUGCGCUUCACUUUCCCUCCCAGCGAGCCAAUCAAGAGUUCCCCUUCCCACGGGAUCAACAGCCAUUUUGCUUCUAGCAAGCCCCAAAGCACAAGCUAUGUUUCCUCGCCGGGGUUCCACCAAGCUGGGAGCCCACUGGGGCCAGGCAAGAGCACCACUGACUCUUACAACGUCUCCCCGCUGCGUCCUCCCUCAGUCCUGCCCCAACAGCCGUCGCAGCAAGAGAGCACCUUGCCCUACCUGCCGCGGGCGGGAAUGGUGCCACCUGGUGACAAGGGGGAAGAAGGCGUGGCCGGCCCACCAAACAGGGAGUUGCAAGAACUGCCAGCCGGCCAGGAGGGGCCAGUCAGCAACAUCAGCCAGACGGAAUUAGAGAAACAGCGACAGCGGCAGAGACUCCGCGAGUUGCUCAUCCGUCAGCAGAUCCAAAGGAAUAACCUACGGCAAGAAAAAGAGAGUGCUGCAGCCGCCGCAAACAACUCCCAGGCGUCGUGGAACCCUGAAGGCAGCGGGCAGGUCUUUGAACAGAUGAAUCGGAGCAUGACUCCAUUUCCAUCGGCACAGGAGAAAGGACUCCUAGGCAGCCUGGGUACCAGCCCAGGAGGCAGCAAGCUGCCCAGUGCUGUGAUGCUGCAGGCCCCCUACGUGCAGGAUGAGCGACUUGCCCGUCCGCCCCCAUCAGCCACUCCUACUAUGGAUAUCAAUGGCAGGCCAUCAGUGGUAGCCGCGCAACCAUUUUAUCCUCGUGGUGUCUUCCAAGCCCCAUCCCCACAGCAGCAGAUGUGGCAGCAGCAACAGCAGCAAGCAGUGUCCAUGCGUCUCCCAACCCCUUCACGCUUCCCACAACCGCACACCCAAGACUUGAGCCGUCAGGCUCUGGGUGGCCUUGCCCCGCGCCUGACAGGUCCUGGAGACCAGCUUCAGGCUUCAACCAGCACUCUGGGAGCCCAGUUCAUCGAGCUAAGACACAAUAUCCAGAAAGGAGUGGGUGGAAGCGGAACAGGCCCAGCUUUUGUCCAACAGAAUACCCAGGCUCGACCCAGAUUCUUUCUGCCUGGAAAUGACAGCACCAACCAGGCUUUGAAAGGUUCUGUUAUGCCCAUGCAGGCCCCUGUCCUGGGGACUCAAGGCCUACAAGCCCCCAAAAUGUCAAUCUCUAUUUCAUCCUCCCCUCAGGGGGCAGAAAUGAGCAACAACCAUCACCCUCACAUCAAGGCUGUGUCCCAGUUGAUUCUGCCUCCUGGAAACUUGGAGAUGCAGCACGUCCCACCCCGUCCACUUUCUUCAUCUGGCCCCAAAGAGGUGCCCAUUCCCCCAGCUGCCAUAGACACUCCUCCAGCUGCUGGCAAGAACCAGUUAGGUUUGGCCAGUAGGCAAAUGCCUUGUGAAGUGCCGGUGGAGCCAGAUUUAGAUGAUGACUUUGAUUCCCACAAAGAUCUGGAGGAUGACGAUGACUUGGCCAACUUGAGUCUUGAUCCUGAUGUUGCCAAAGGCGAUGAUGAUCUUGGCAACCUGGACAAUCUGGAAACCAAUGACCCGCACCUUGAUGACCUGCUGAACGGUGAUGAAUUUGACUUGUUGGCCUACACAGAUCCAGAGCUGGACACUGGGGACAAGAAGGACAUCUUCAAUGAGCAUUUGCGUCUGGUGGAAUCUGCCAACGAGAAGGCUGAACGUGAGGACCUGCUGAAGAAAGAGCCCUCUGUUGGACCCUACCUCAAGGAUGAGCCUCCCACUGGUGCUGGCAAGCCAGGUGAACAGAAGGCAGAAUUGCUGCCCAGAGAUGGUGUGCCCAAAGCUAAGGAGGGACUGAAUCUUCUCAGUGUCCCCUGCUCUUCCUCUGCAGGAGUACCUCCACCCAUCCUUUCAACAUUCAAGACCCACAGUGACAUGCUGGACAGCAAGUUGGUUGGCCUGCCGGCUGAUAUUAAGCCCAAGAUAGAGGAUGGCUGCCGGAAGCCCUCCCCUUGCCAGUUUAAUACCAGCACCUCAGAGAAGCUCCCUGUCAAAUCUGAGGCAGCAGAAAAAAUGGCUGCAACCUUAGCAGUGAACAUCAAGCCUGGCCAGAACCUCAUGAGCCCUGGAGCUGGGGGGCCUGGAAUACGGCUUAGCAUGACCCAGUUCCACAGCAACAGCCAUACCUCCAUCUCGGAUAAGGUCCUGUACGGCGCCCCAAGCCGCCCACCCCUUGCUCCCUGCCAGAUAACCAGCACAAAUAACUCAGUCCUGGAAAAGUUUGAGCUAGACGGAGGGUCCUUGAGCCUGGCUAAUACCCAACAGCACUCUCCGGCUGACGAUCUGGAUAAGAUGGAAAGUUCCUUGGUGGCCAGUGAGCUGCCUCUCCUGAUCGAAGACCUGCUGGAACACGAGAAGAAGGAGCUGCAGAAAAAGCAGCAGAUGUCUGCCCAAGUGCCAGGGCCACCCCAGCACCUCCAGCCCCACGCCAUGUUAGCUCAUUCCACUCCUCCUAGCCAGCCUCACGACGGGCAGCUGGUAAACCCCCAGCAGCAACAGCAGCAGCUUCAGUUGAGCAUAGUGGCCAGGCAGCAAGGGAUGGUGGCCAACCAGCAGUUGAUGCAGCAGCAGCGUUUGGCUGGUCCUCAGCAAAGCCAGGUACUGGCCCCACAUAUGGGAGUGACUCAGAACCAGGCUCACAUGCUUGCCACCCAGCACAGCAUCCAAGCAACACACGGUCAACAGAACCAGCAACAGGUCUUGGCUCAGAAGCCCAUGCCGGGAGUCCAGCAGCCGCCACCGCCACCACCGCAGCAGCAGCAGCAGAUGAUGGGGCUUAAGCCCCAACAGCUUGUGAUUCAGCAGCAGCAGCUCGCAAACAGCUUCUUCCCUGAUACAGAUCUAGAUAAAUUUGCUGCAGAGGACAUUAUGGAUCCUAUUGCCAAGGCCAAGAUGGUGGCUCUGAAGGGUAUCAAGAAGGUCAUGGCACAGGGCAGCAUUGGAGUGGCUCCUGGCAUGAGUCGGCAACAGGUCUCUUUGCUGGCUCAGAGGCUGUCUGGAGCUUCAGCUUCAUCUGAAAUGCAGAACCACGUCCUGCCUGGCUCUGGAGGGCAGGAACGGAGCAAUGACCCGACUCAGGCUCGUCCAAACCCACCCACUUUUGCUCAAGGUGUCAUCAAUGAAGCUGAUCAGCGGCAGUACGAAGAGUGGCUUUUCCACACACAGCAGCUCUUGCAGAUGCAGCUGAAGGUUCUGGAAGAGCAAAUAGGAGUGCACCGCAAAUCCCGCAAGGCCCUGUGUGCCAAGCAGCGGACAGCUAAAAAGGCGGGCCGGGAGUUCCCAGAGGCAGAUGCCGAAAAGCUCAAGUUGGUGACUGAGCAGCAAAGCAAGAUCCAGAAGCAGCUGGAUCAGGUUCGGAAGCAGCAGAAGGAGCACACCAACCUCAUGGCCGAGUACCGCAACAAGCAACAGCAGCAUCAGCAGCAAACCUCCACCGUCUUGGCCCUCAGCCCCUCGCAAAGCCCCCGCCUCAUGGCCAAGCUCCCUGGCCAGCUGCUCUCUGCACACGGCCUCCAACAGGGGCCACAGGGCUUAGCGGGCCAGGCCGGUGGCUUGCGCCUUCCUCAAUCCACCACCAUGGCGGUGCAGCAGGGCUUGCCGUUCAUGGGGCAGCAGCCGCAGCAGCCGCAGCAGCAGCCUCCAGGGGGCGCCACCAGCAACAGCUUCUUUCCCAGUAAUCGUCUCCUGCAGGAAAGGCAGCUGCAGCAGCAGAGGUUGCAGCUGGCCCAGAAGUUGCAGCAGCAAAACCUCAUAGGGCAGGUGUCGAUGCAGCCGCAGCAGCAACAGACCCUCAUGGGACAAAUGGCCAUGCAGCAGCAAGGCCUCAUGGGACAGGUCUCGGUGCAGCAGCAAGGCCUCAUGGGACAGCCCAGCCAGAACCUGCUCCCUAAGCAGCAAGGACUGCUGAACAGCCAGCCGGGAGUCAUGGUCCAGCAGCUCUCCCCUCAGCAGCAGCAGCAACAGUCCAUGCUUGGACAUCCCAUGCUGCAGCACCCUGGGGUGAUGGGUCACCAAGCUUCACAGAGGCAAAUGCUCUUGGCUCCACAGCAGCACAGGGCCCUGGGAUCCCCUCAGCAGUUGGCCCAGCAGGCGCAAGGCAUGAUGGGGCAUCGGCUGCUUCUGUCACAGCAGCAGCAGCAGCCACCGGGACUUCUCGGGCAGCAGAGGACUUUGCUGAGUCAGCAGCAGCAAAGCUCGAUGGCACAACACCAGGCCCUCCUGGGCCCAGGACAGGCUGCUCAGCAAGGGGGGCUGGGCCAGGGGCAGGCUGGUCAGCAGGGGGCCCUGGGCCAGGGGCAGGCCUCCCAGCCGGGAUUGUUGGGGCAGGCCGCUCAGCCUGGGGGCAUGGUGGGCCAAGGGCAGAGUAUCGCCACGGAGCCUAUCCAGCAUUUUGGCCAGCACGGCUCUCUGAACCAGCAGAUGCACUUGAGUCAGGGAAUGCACCCGGGCCCGUCGCAGCAGGGCCUGGUUGUCAAGGAACAGCAGGGAGGGCCAGAAGGUGCCGCCGUGCCACCUCAAGAGGGGGCGGACGGCGUGCCCCAGCAGGCGCUGCGGCCCCAUCUGGUGGGGGGUCAGGAACUGGGGGGGCAGCUGCAGCUAGGUCCUCAGGAGCAGCCAGGGAUGGCCAGCCUUGGAGCCCCUCUGCAGGAUCAGCCCUCCUCCCAGCUGAUGCUCCAGCAGCACGGGGAGCAGCAGAAAGCUCCGGCGGAGAUGGGCCAGGCGCCGCAGCAGCAGCACCUUCUCCUGGGAUCUCAGGGCUCCCUGCAGCUACGCAUGCAGCAGCAACAACAGCAACAAAGCAGCCUCCUGCAACAGCCGCUGCGGACUCACCUGCCCAGGGAUGGUCCCCUGCAGCAAGAAGUGUCCCCGCAACAGCACCGUCGCGAUGCAACUCAGGCCCCCCACUUGCUAAGCCCGCAGAUGGAGCAGCAAGGUCAAGUGCAAAAUAUCAUGGCCCAGCAGCAAAGGAUGGCGGGUCAGAGCCUGGAGCAGCCUCCCAAAGGCCUGCCGGGACAGCUUCCCCCCCAGCAGCAGCAGCUUCACCACCAGCACCAUCAGCACCUGCAGAGCCCAGCAGGUCCUCCUAAAACACCAGGGCUGAUGGUGCCACAGCAGCAACAACAGCAAAGCAUGAUGGUCCAGCAGUCAUUGCCCCAAGGCCAAAGCAUCCUGUCCAGCCCGGUCAUGGGCCAGAUCCGCGCCCAGCUCCAGGGGGUCAUCUCCAAAAACCCCCAGCUGCGGAAUCUGACUCCUCAGCAGCAGCAGCAGUUGCAGGCCCUGCUGAUGCAACGGCAUCAGCAGAACCUGCUGCAGCAGCAGCAGCAGCAGAACCAAGCGCUGCGGCAAGCCGACCCUUACCAAGGGCAGGCCCAGGUGUCGCUUGAGCCAUGUCAGCCGGCUGCUCAGCAGCUGUCCCUGCCAGGGGCAGCGGCACAGCAGCCGCAGAGACAGUCGCCUCUCGCCGUGUUUCAGAUUCGUCCCGAGCAAAGCUUCGCCGCCGCUGUGGAACAGCAGAGGGUACCUGUGAGCCAGCAGGCGACGAGUAGUCCCCAACAGCAGGGGGUGUUGAGGCUUCCCACUCCUCAGGCUUCCUCUGUGCCCUUGAGUGGUGCUGGUGUGGCCCCCCCUGCCCAGCAGCAUCCUAGCCCUUCAGAGCCAAAGAGACCCUCCCCUGUGAUCUUAGCUAAAAGCCCUGAGCAGCGGCUGACCCCCACCGAGAGAAAACAGCCUGCGACCCCCAGUCCCCUGCUUCUGCCUGAGCUAGCCCCUCCUGUCCCACGCACCGAGGAGUUCGUCGCUGGGACCUGCAACCUCAGGGACUCUGAGCGCCCCACCAAAGACUCCGUGGAGCAAGGCGCUGUCAAUGGGCAGGGGGUGGAAUCUGCUUCUCCCCCAGUAGGCAGAGUGCCGGCCCCCGCCGGCGAUCUUCUACCCGUCACCAUCAAACAAGAACCCAAGGAGGAGGCGGCACAGUGUGCCCUGAUGAGCAGCACCCAGCUGGUCAAACGCGAGGCCAACGGGGAUCUUGUGUCAGCAUCCGCCACCGUUCCUGCUACCACCAACAGCCUUGCCCGUUCUGAAGCUGGCCACCUUCUGUUGCAGAAGCUGCUGCGGGCCAAGAAUGUGACGCUCACAACGCAGCGCUCAGGGGAUGUCAACGGCCACGUGGACGGAAAAGUGGCUGGAGCGGAGGGCCGCUUGCAGGCAGUCCCAGACGUGAGAGCGGAUACAGUAACUGCAAAGAAACCCCCACCUCCCAAGCCCAAACGAUGUCAAAAGGCUGGAGAGAGAAUUGCCAACUCCCGUAAGAAGUUGCGCAAGGAAGAUGGGGUGAAGUCCAACGAAGCUCUAAUGAAACAACUCAAGCAGGAACUCUCCUUGCUGCCUCUGAUGGAGCCUGUGAUCACAGCCAACUUCAACCUUUUUUGCCCCUUUGGGAGCAGCCCUGUCAACGGCAAAAGCCAGCUUAAGGGCUCUUUUGGGAACGCUGCCUUGGACAGCAUUCCAGACUACUACUCACAACUGCUUACCAAGAACAACUUAAGCAACCCGCCAACACCGCCGUCUUCUCUGCCCCCCACACCACCCCCCUCGGUGCAGCAGAAGCUGGUGAAUGGAGUUCUGUCGACGGAGGAGCUGACUGAGCAGCCUAAGGAGCCAGUACUGCCCCAUGAGCCUGAAGGUCAAAAGGAUGCUCCCCCAGUGGAAGUGAAAAGCGUCGACCUCCUUGCCGCCCUGCCCACACCACCCCACAACCAAACUGAGGAUGUCAGGAUGGAGAGUGAUGAAGAAAGCGACUCCCCCGAUAGCAUUGUCCCGGCAUCGUCACCUGAGAGUGUCCUAGGAGAAGAGAUGCUACGCUUCCCCUUGCUGGCAGGAGCCAAGUCUGAGAUGGAGGAGCGCCCGUUGUCACCUGUCAUACCUAUCAUCCCAAAGGCCAGCAUCCCAGCUUUCCCAGAUGUCAAGCCUUAUGUGGCAUUGGAGCAGGUGGGGAAGGGCACGCCCGGCACUUCGUGGGACAAGGCCAAGGGCAGCGAGGUGUCCGUCAUGCUCACUGUGUCCGCAGCUGCUGCUAAGAACUUGAACGGUGUCAUGGUGGCAGUUGCUGAGCUGUUGAACAUGAAGAUCCCCAGUUCUUACGAAGUGCUGUUUCCAGACAGCCCAAUGCGGGGUGCUGCCAGCGAACCUCGGAAGGGUGAAGCUGAUGCACAGGGCAAAGAGAAGCCGGUUGCUGCAAAGGGCCCUGAGGGUGGCCCCGAGUGGUUGAAGCAGUUUGACGCCAUGCUGCCUGGCUACAGUCUCAAGAAUGAGCUGGACAUCUUGACGUUGCUCAAGCAGGAGAGCCCAGCUCCAGAAAAGACUGCCCAACACUGCUACAUCAACAAUGUUGCCAACCUGGAUGUGCGGCAGCUCUUGACGCUCCCGGAAGAGCCAUCCCCGCCUCUUUCCCCUUUUGCGCCUUCCCCGCCCAGUCCCCCCAGGGCACAAGAGCCUGUCCCUGAGCCAGAGUUGCUGCCUCUACCCACUCAGUCUCCCCCGGCUUCCUCCCUUAAAGAGGAAGCUCCUCAGUCUCCGCUCAAAGCCAAGCCCCGCUCCCGGCCCCUGGAAGACAAUGAGGAGAACAAGCCGCGGGUGAAGAAAUGGAAAGGGGUGCGCUGGAAACGGCUGCGGUUCCUGAUCACCAUCCAGAAGGGUGGUGCCAAGCGCGAUGGGGACAGGGAGAUUGCGGAAUUCAUUGAGCGCUUUGCCACCAGCCUUCGGCCCGAGAAAGUGCCGCGUGACUUGCGGAAAUGCUGCUUUUGCCAUGAGGAAGGGGAUGGAGCCACCGAUGGCCCGGCACGUCUCUUGAACCUGGACCUGGACCUGUGGGUGCAUCUCAACUGUGCUCUUUGGUCCACCGAGGUUUACGAGACCCAGGGCGGAGCCCUCAUCAAUGUGGAAGUGGCGCUGCACCGGGGCCUGCUCACCAAAUGCUCGCUUUGCCAGAAGACUGGUGCCACGAACAGCUGCAACCGCAUCCGCUGCCCCAACGUCUACCACUUUGCCUGUGCCAUCCGGGCCAAGUGCAUGUUCUUUAAGGACAAGACGAUGCUGUGUCCUCUGCACAAGCUCAAGGGCCCCUGUGACCAGGAGCUCAGCACCUUCACUGUCUUCCGGCGGGUCUACAUCGAGCGUGACGAGGUCAAGCAGAUCGCCAGCAUCAUCCAGCGUGGAGAGCGCCUCCACAUGUUUCGGGUGGGGGGCCUGGUCUUCCAUGCCAUCGGGCAGCUCCUGCCUCACCAGAUGGCAGACUUCCACAGCGUCACAGCGCUCUACCCCGUGGGCUACGAGGCCACCCGCAUCUAUUGGAGCCUGCGGACCAACAACCGCCGCUGCUGCUACCGCUGCACCAUCUGUGAGAACAACGGCCGGCCUGAGUUUGUGGUGCAAGUUAUGGAGCAGGGUCUGGAGGACCUGGUCUUCACCGACUCCUCGCCGCAGGCUGUGUGGAACCGCAUCAUUGAACCGGUGGCCAUGAUGCGCAAGGAAGCUGACAUGCUGCGACUUUUCCCCGAGUACCUGAAGGGAGAAGAGCUCUUUGGCUUGACGGUGCACGCUGUGCUGCGCAUCGCAGAGUCUUUGCCCGGUGUUGAGAGCUGCCAGAACUACAUGUUUCGAUAUGGGCGGCAUCCGCUCAUGGAGCUCCCCCUCAUGAUCAAUCCUACAGGUUGCGCUCGAUCAGAGCCCAAAAUCCUCACACACUACAAACGGCCCCACACCCUGAACAGUACCAGCAUGUCUAAGGCCUAUCAGAGCACAUUCACAGGUGAAACCAACACACCGUACAGCAAGCAGUUUGUCCACUCCAAGUCCUCGCAGUACCGCCGCCUCAAGACAGAGUGGAAGAACAACGUCUACCUGGCACGCUCGCGUAUCCAAGGGCUCGGGCUCUAUGCCUCCAAGGAUCUAGAAAAGCACACAAUGGUCAUUGAGUAUAUCGGCACCAUCAUCCGCAAUGAAGUGGCUAACCGGCGUGAGAAGAUCUAUGAGGAGCAGAACCGAGGCAUCUACAUGUUCCGUAUCAACAAUGAGCAUGUCAUUGAUGCCACGCUGACAGGCGGCCCUGCCAGAUACAUCAACCACUCCUGUGCUCCCAACUGUGUGGCCGAGGUUGUGACUUUCGACAAGGAGGACAAGAUUAUAAUCAUCUCAAGUCGCCGAAUACCCAAAGGAGAGGAGCUAACUUAUGACUACCAAUUUGACUUUGAAGAUGAUCAGCACAAGAUUCCGUGCCAUUGUGGAGCCUGGAACUGCAGGAAAUGGAUGAAUUAGCCCAAAGAGGCUCUUCAAACACGGUGGGGAGGG